GGGCCCGCAGAGCUGGGCGAUGGUUGUGAGCCAGCCCUCGGGGUGCUCGCCGUUCUAGGGGGUCGGGGGGGAGAGAUUGAAGAAUCCGGGAGGAAGGGUCUGGAGGGGGCAGCCCUGCAGACAUGGGGACACCUGAGGCUGCCUGGGAGGUGUAACCGGACCCUCCGAGCUGUGGGCACAGGGCAUCUGUGGUCCUGACCCCGGGCCUGUUCUUCCACCUCCCAGGGUGCGUCCCAGCGCCUGUACAUAAGGCCCUGCCGCCGGGCUCGGUCAGGCCUGAGGCAUGGCCUUCACCGACCUGCUGGACGCCCUGGGCGGCGUGGGCCGCUUCCAGCUUGUCUACACGGGCCUGCUGCUGCUGCCCUGCAGCCUGCUCGCCUGCCACAACUUCCUGCAGAACUUCACGGCCGCCGUGCCCCGCCACCACUGCCGCGGCCCCGCCGGGCCCCCUGCGGCCGCCGCCAACAGCUCGGAGGCCUGGCUGCGGGCCACCGUCCCCUGGGACCGGCUUGGGGCCCCCGAGCCCUGCCGGCGCUUCACGGAGCCUCAGUGGGCCCUCCUGAGCCCCAACGCCUCGGCCCCCGGGGCCGCCACCGAGAGCUGCCGGGACGGCUGGGUCUACGACCGCAGUGUCUUCCCCGCCACCAUCGUGACGGAGUGGGACCUGGUGUGUGAGGCCCGCAGCCUCCGCGACCUGGCUCAGUCCGUCUACAUGGCCGGGGUGCUGGUGGGCGCCGCCGUGUUCGGCAGCCUCGCGGACAGGCUGGGCCGCAAGGGCCCCCUGGUCUGGUCGUACCUGCAGCUGGCAGUGUCGGGGGCCGCCACCGCGUACUUCAGCUCCUUCAGUGCCUACUGCGUCUUCCGGUUCCUGAUGGGCAUGACCUUCUCUGGCAUCAUCCUCAACUCCCUCUCUCUGGUUGUGGAGUGGAUGCCCACCCGCGGCCGGACCGUGGCGGGCGUCCUGCUGGGCUUCUCCUUCACCCUGGGGCAGCUCAUCCUGGCCGGAGUGGCGUACCUGGCCCGGCCCUGGCGCUGGCUGCAGUUUGCCGUCUCUGUUCCUUUCCUCAUCUUUUCCCUCUAUUCCUGGUGGCUGCCAGAGUCAUCCCGAUGGCUCCUCCUCCACGGCAAGUCCCAGCGAGCUGUGCAGAACCUGCGGAAGGUGGCCGCCAUGAACGGGAGAAAGGCGGAAGGGGAGAGGCUGACCCAGGAGGUGGUGAGCUCCUACAUCCAGAGUGAGUUCACGAGCGUCCGCACUUCCACCUCCGUCCUGGACCUCUUCCGAACCCCGGCCAUCCGCAAGGUCACGUGCUGUCUCAUGGUGGUCUGGUUCUCCAACUCCAUGGCUUACUACGGCCUGGCCAUGGACCUGCAGAAGUUUGGGCUCAGCGUCUACCUGGUCCAGGUCCUGUUCGGGGUCAUAGACAUCCCGGCCAUGCUGGUGGCCACCACCACCAUGAUUUACGUGGGCCGCCGAGCCACAGUGGCCUCCUUCCUCAUCCUGGCUGGGCUCAUGGUGAUCGCCAACAUGUUUGUGCCAGAAGAUAUGCAGACCCUGCGCACGGCCCAGGCAGCGCUGGGCAAAGGCUGCCUGGCCAGCUCCUUCAUCUGCGUGUACUUGUUCACGGGAGAGCUGUACCCCACGGAGAUCAGGCAGAUGGGGAUGGGCUUCGUCUCGGUCAACGCCCGCCUCGGGGGGCUGGCGGCGCCCCUGGUCACCACGGUCGGGGAGUUCAGUGCCAUCCUGCCGCCUGUGGCCUUCGGGGCCACCUCGAUCCUGGCCGGACUGACCGUCUGCUUCCUGGCUGAGACCCGCAACACACCCCUGGUGGAGACCAUUGAGGUGAUGGAGAGGAGAGCCAAAGGCCUCUCCAGGAAGGAUGCAGAGGGGAGGAGCGAAGACAUUUCCCUCCAGCAGCUGGGAGCUUCUCCCCUCCUAGAAACCAUCUGAGGUGCCCAGGGCCCGGCACAUGCUGGCCGUACCUCAGCCAGUAUCCGGCUUCCUGGUGCUGACCGGGGUCGGGGUUGGCCAAGGACCAUGGUGGCUCCAUCAGCCCAUGUCAAAGAGCCACCCAAAGCCAGUGCUGGGGCUGCCGGCAGAAACCAGACCAGCAGCCAUUGGCAUCACAAAUGGAUAGAAAUUGAGGAGAAGCCAUGCCCAGGGACUGAAGGAGGGGCCGUUUUCCUUCCCACCUCCAACUCUGCCCCUUAAAACCUCUCUUCUCAUUCUUGUUCCACCUGAAAGCGCUGGGUCCUUGCAGGGUUAGGGUGACAUUUCGGCCCCUGGUUGUCCCUGAAACAGCCCCGCCCACUUGUCCUUGAAAACUCACUGUGCUCCAUUCUUGACACAUUACUCUCUCCUGCCUUGAGGAUUAAAGCUCUCUCCCCUGUGUGUGUGGCU
Messenger RNA from Myotis lucifugus (little brown bat), 2398 nucleotides. RefSeq names its product solute carrier family 22 member 20, pseudogene (gene SLC22A20). Gene Ontology annotation, cellular component: membrane. NCBI's taxonomy places the organism in Eukaryota, Metazoa, Chordata, Mammalia, Chiroptera, Vespertilionidae. The transcript is spliced from 10 exons. Gene Ontology annotation, biological process: transmembrane transport. The record is from RefSeq and is a predicted model, not a curated record. The coding region runs from base 284 to 1948 and encodes 554 amino acids. Gene Ontology annotation, molecular function: transmembrane transporter activity.